AUGCUUGAUAGAUGUACGCUUUUGGAUAUGAGCCAGUUUGUUUUUCACAAUGGCACAUUAUCAUUUGCGUUAUGUUUGCUUGAGGUAAGAUGAUAUUGUCGUCGAUAUAACCAGGGAUUAGUCAGGGCUGGUAUCAAAAACAGUUUUAUUUUCGAACUUCUGGCAGAAGCGCAGAGUUUCUUGUUGUUCCUUUAGUAUGCUCCUCUGGUAAUAACCGGUAAGCAAACAGAAUGUUUUAUUUAGUAUUUUAGAAUUCGCGCCGACAAUUGUUUAGGUUCCAAUAUCUUCCAUAUAUUUGUUUUCUUUUCAGUCUGACUUGGACUCACUCAGACACCAUGAUACUCACUUCGCACUUGUUUAAAGCGUUGAUAGUUUGUGUUCCGUUCGUUCUUGUUAUUUGCGAAGCAAGGAAUAUCUCUGAAUCAGGUGAGCGUGAACCUACUUCAAAACAUUUUCACUCGCAAUGCCACGGUCCGAAAAUCUUUCCUGAGGUAAAUUUUUAAGUUUAAGUCAAUUAAUGUUGGCAAGUAUGACGCAGCGACAAGAACGCUCCACUCACUCAGAUCGACUUCCACAACUGGAUCGUAUGUGAGUUGGAUUCGCUUUUAUUUUUCGUCGCUUUCACGAGGGUUUUUACCCCCUCGACAAUAAUCUAUCUUCCAAUUGUCAAUUCGAUCGAGAGAAAGUAGACGAAGAAUCACCUCAGGGAUUUGCUUUUCUUCAUAGUUAAUCCAAAUUAGUUUUAAAUCUUAUGCCUGAGGAAGAGGAUAGUUCUAAUUUUGUGAGAAGCCAUAAAAUGACAUAUUGGAAGCACCAAAAUGUGUUUUAUGGCCCUGAAUAAGUAGGGCGUCAGAGAAACACUUAAUCUGACUUGUGUGGUCAAUUAUGACACUGAAUACACAUUAUCUGAUUCGUGUAGCCAAUCACAACACAGGAUAUAUAUAUAUACUUCAUCUAACUCGCGAAGCCAAUGAGAACACAGGAUAUGCUUUAUCCAACACGUGUGGCUAAUCGUUUUAUUUUCAUUUUCGUGGCGGGGAGAAAAUUAUGGAAGGUUGCUAUUUAUGGGCAUUUCUAUUACAACAGCUCCUGACAUUUGCCCCCCCGGAUGGAUGCGUUGGAAUAACGCGUGUUACUACUUUGCAAAUGAUUCUGUCUCAAGCCGGGUCGCAUGGCAAGACGCUAGACAGGCAUGUCAGAGAAUCCGUGGAGGAGACCUUGCCAGUAUUCACAGUGCUGCGGAGAACGACUUUAUAACACGCCAUGUCUCAGGGUAAGAGCGGUCCAACUCCCUUGCUGAAUUCUCACCAAAUAUGAAGAAGUCGAAAAACAUAAUUUUUGGAAGGGGGGUGGGUAAAUAUGUCUUUGCAAGGGAGUGUACCACUGGAUAUUGCGUAAAAGACUGUUGCAGCAUUUUAGCAAUCACUGGGAAAAGGGCAACCUAGUUUCACUGUGAGCAACGCUUACUGCUUAAACCGGAAAACGUUGCGAGACACAUUAAUCUUAUACUUGUGCGAAUGAAUGGGCGCAAGAAGAAAACAAACAUGCGCACAAAUGUUUAUUGUUGUCAGAUGGUUUCCUUGUGUUCAAUUGACUAUUAAUUGAGUUUCAUUUUUUACUUUAAAAAUUUGCACUAUGGGUAUUGCUGAUCUCAUUGCGUUGAAACCUACAUUAUUAAAGCGUAAACCUAACUCCCAACUCGACCAACAUUUGAGUUUUUUUUCAAAAUCGUGCAUGGAGAAAAGUCGUGCACCGUCUCAUUGAAUGAAUCUGAAAAUAUGAAUUGUUGGUUAUGACCUGACUAAGUUCGUGCGUUGCAUCGCACAAUUCUCAGUGCAAGCGCACCUAUUUCCUUUAAGCUGUCGUUUAUCAUUAUUAAAAUAAUAGUCAUUAUGAUUAUUUUCAUAAUUAUUCUUAUCAUUAAUUUUAUCAUGUAGUCCUUGUUGGAUUGGACUUAAUGACCUCAGAGCAGAAGGCAAUUUCCAAUGGUCGGAUGGGUCAUCAUUUGUUUACCAAAAAUAUAGCAACAAAGAACCAAAUGAUUUCUAUGGCCAAGAAGACUGUAUAGUAAUUAGGUCGUGGUUAGCAAGUAGUUGGAAUGACUUAAAUUGCGGUAUCGACCAGUGCUACGUCUGCAAGCAGACCAAGAGUAAGUUACCCACAGUAUGCUAGCUGAUAUGUAAAACUUAUCAUAUUUUGGGCUAGCACAUUUUGUUCUCCAUUCUCUUUAGUCUCUGUAAUGAGAAGUCAAUUGUUCGUGUCAAAGUUCUACUCCAAGCAUGUACGAACCUCACCGCAAAGCCUUAUUUAAAACUUGACCCUUUACACCCUAACAUCAGUAUGCAUAUUCUCCAUACUGUUCUCUACAAAUUUCCUAAGGUGCUGAUAGGGGGAAUUUGUUUAACAACCAAGAGCCUCUUUAGCUGAUUCAGGGGUAAUAUUCCAAAGAGAAAUUAGCUGCUAGUCAAUCUUAGCGUUAAAAGGGUCUAAGGAAAAUUUUAAAAAGGAAAAUUUUAGCUUUGACGUUUGAUUUCAUAAACGAAUAUUCACGGCAACGUCACUGAUCACAAGAUAAUCUGUUUUAAUAUUAGACUUUAUACCGGGUAUGUAGUGUAUUUUGGGAAAACAACGGUAAUUUCGUGAGCCUGCAAAUACUUGAAAGAAUUAUAUCCUUUCACAUUUGGUUUGGAAAAAUAAAGAAACAUAUUUCUAAUAUCACUUUUUGGUACAAGCAAUCAAAAUUUGGUAAAAUAAAAGCUACAGAUAUUCAUCAUAUUUACAGAGUCGCCGGCAUAUGUAUGGUCUUUGACCACGUUCUCGAUCCCCUAGUAAAUUCUGGCACUGAAUUUUUACUUUUCACCCGCCUCUCGCUACCGGAUACUUGACACCUUAAUUCUUUUACCUCUCUCUUUCUUCAACUUCCCAACCGGUCAGGACCUCCGCUUUCGAGCUGCAAACCUCGCGACGUCGUACAUAUUUCAUUUGUUAGCACAUUUAAUUUUGAGAGGAAUUUUUCCAUAUCGCGUAAGAGAUAGGAGCCGGUAACUCGAAUUUCAAGUUGCACAAUGCUAUGCAUAGUAUUCGUUUCGAAAUACUGUUUUUUCCGUUAGUUUGAAGGAAGUUAGAAUUCGUUUCAGUGGCGCUUUAAAAAUUAUUCAUGGAUAACGGGGUCUCAAAACUUGUCUUUGAAUUCCAUAUGCUUGCUAUUCCGGCAUAGUUUUUGUUCGGUUGGCUCGGAGCAUUGCUACGCAAUUAAAGUAACAGAUGACCACCACAUCACUGCCCGUCUGAAUCAAAAUAUUCUAUAAAUUGUUUUUGUUAGAAAGUGACGGCUGAUCAAAAGAGAAAUUCAGCACAAACUAUGUACUAAACGAUAUUUUUAUGAUGUGUUCCGCAGAAACCAUCAUACCAAAUGUGAAUCCUUUGGAACCUAAACCAAGUAAGUAAUAUCGACAUUAGCUCGAGACACUGUGCAUUUUGUUAUCAAUAUUGUCACUAUAUUUGUGUUUAUAAACAAGAGCCAGAAUACUUAAUUACUACUUUUGGUUUUCAAUUGUCGGAAUAUCUGAGAUGACAAAGGUAUCGUACAUAACAGAUUUCCAGUCAUCUCCGAUUUAGCUAAUCCUGGAAUGAACACCAAAUUUUAAGGAGUUUAAUCAUCAGAGGAGAUUUUGUCGCAAAUGUAUUAAUUUAUUUAGUUACGGUGCGAAAUGUGGUACUACAGGAUGAAUUCGAGGCCCCGUCCAACUUUGAACUUUUCAUGCGCUGAAAUUUACCUCCUUACUGAGUUCGUAAGUAGAAAGAUGUUUGAAUCGAUGAAGUUUGACAUGUUAAUUUUGGUCGACCCAAGAAUAUUUUACGCGUGGAACACACGAAAGUCUGAUUGUAAAGCAACUUCUAGAGCAAGUUUUUUUUUUUUAUGAGCCAAACAUAAUGCAUGAAGGAUUACUUCGCGUUCCACAAUUCUCUUCUCUUGCUAUAUAGCACCAGUUUGACGAUAUAUUCUUCUGUCGAACUUUUUCUUUUAGCCCCACCCAAAGAUUUAAGUUCAGUACAUGAAAGGUUUGAGAUGGGUCAAGGUGAUUGUUUUUUUUCUUUGCUGUGUUUAAGCCCAUGGACGAUGUGAGGAUGGCUGGAUGAACUAUGAAAAGAGCUGCUACCGCAGCGUGUCAGAUCCUCUUCUUUCUUGGCAGAAAGCAAGGGAUGUUUGUCGAAAUAACACCAGUAUGCAUGGAGACCUUGUCACAGUGAAUAAUCGGUAAGUACAAUACAUUUAAUCAAAUCUACCACAAAUUCCGUCGAACAUGAUUGGUUAUCACCAGCCCGAUUUGAGCACUAAUAGGACAAUGUGCGCGUCAUGCUUUUAAUUGGACAGUUAAAUCGUGAUGACGGCGGCUUACUACCUGACGCCUAUUUACAACUCGUCAGAAAAAAGGGAAGCUAAUUAGUGAGCAUAUUAACAAAUCGGACUCCCGAUUCGCGGUCGCCCGAUUUUGUCAAUCACUCCCUAUGAUUACAGACCGAAUUGGACUCCUCUUUGUCCUAGUACCAUUAUUAAUCUUACAAGUUACGCAUUUAUACCGCAGCUCUAGUCUGAACCUUCUACGGUUGGUUAUUUUCGCUUUUCAUUUUCCAGGAAAGAACAGGUAUUCUUAAACUUUCACUCGAGAAACCAGCACUGAUUUUUGGAUUGGCCUUAAUGACUUUAUCUGGGAGGGCAUAUUCCUCUGGACAGAUAACAGUCCUCGCAAAUAUACUUACUGGAAUGUCAGUGAACCAUCAAAUAAUAAACAGUCAAUGGAUUGCGUACUCAUGAAUCCUCAUCAAGAUGAAGGAAGAUGGAGGACUGCGUCAUGUAAUCAGAGGAAUGGGUUUAUCUGUGAGACAGGUUU
Pocillopora meandrina is the source of this 4892-nucleotide messenger RNA. Lineage: Eukaryota; Metazoa; Cnidaria; Anthozoa; Scleractinia; Pocilloporidae. The record is from the annotation of a GenBank genome assembly.